AUGGUCCGCUCUGUGUUGUCCAGGGCCACAGCCUUGGCCACAGCCGCCCUCCUUGCCGGCUGCUCGACCGCAUUCCCCGGACCCAAGCCGCCCUCUGCGCUGCCUCGCCCACAGACCCUGAGCAGCGUCCAGGUGUUUGAUCCGCCGGCCGACUACCGGGACCCGCAGGUGCUCUACGCCCGCACGGCGCAGCUGCCCAACAACGACCUGCUGCUCACGUGGGAGAACUACAGCCCGGAGCCGCCGCCCGUCUACUUCCCCGUCUACCGCUCCGCCGACGCCGGCAAGACCUGGGCAGAGCUCUCGCGCGUCACCGACCAGGGCCUCGGCUACGGCCUGCGCUACCAACCAGCCCUCUACGUCCUGCCCGAGCGCAUCGGCGCCUUCCCCAAGGGCACCCUCCUCCUCGCCGGCUCCUCGAUCCCCUCGGACCUCUCCAGCACCCACCUCGACCUCUACGCGUCGGCCGACUCGGGCAAGACCUGGCAGUUUGUCAGCCACGUCGCCGCCGGCGGCGAGGCCAUCCCCAACAACGGCCUCACCCCGGUCUGGGAGCCCUUCCUCCUCGCCCACAAGGGCAAGCUCAUCUACUACUACUCGGACCAGCGCGACAACGCCACCCACGGCCAGAAGCUCGUCCACCAGACCUCGGCCGACCUCGAGACCUGGGGCCCCGUCGUCGACGACGUCGCGUACCCGACCUACACCGACAGGCCGGGCAUGCCCACCGUCGCCCGCCUCCCCGACGGCAACUACAUCUACGUCUACGAGUACGGCGGCGGGCCCAACCCGGCAAAGACGGACGGCUACUCGUUCCCCGUCUUCUACCGCCUGUCCCGCGACCCAGAGGCCUUUGCGAGCGCCCCGCACCACCCGAUCCGCAUCCCCAGCAAGGCCGCCGGCGGCGUCCCCUUUGUACCCGACGGCUCGCCUUACGUCGUCUGGACCCCUGCGGGCGGGCCCUUUGGCACCAUAGUCGUCUCCUCGGGCUGCUGCUCCCAGGUCUUUGUCAACAAGAAGCUCGGCGCCGAGGACGCCUGGGAGAUUGUCGAGACGCCCGAGGCCGCGAGCUAUACCCGCUCGCUGCUCGUCAUGCAGCAGGACCCGCGGUACGUGCUCAUCAGCGGCGGAGGGAAGCUGCCGCCUAGCAGCACGAAUGUCGUGUCUGUCAGUGUCAUCAAGAUCUGA
Molecule: messenger RNA, 1188 nt
Organism: Microdochium trichocladiopsis
Lineage: Eukaryota; Fungi; Ascomycota; Sordariomycetes; Xylariales; Microdochiaceae
Product: exo-1,5-alpha-L-arabinofuranobiosidase
Exons: 1
Coding region: 1-1188 (395 amino acids)
Source: RefSeq, a predicted model, not a curated record